AUGGAGAGCUGCGUCUUUCCUGUGGUACUGCUGGUCGCUCUGACCUUUGUCUGUGCCUACAACAACAAAUAUGACAACUUCGACGUGGAGCAGGUGCUGAUUAACGAUCGCCUGCUCAGAAGAUACCACGAGUGCCUCGUCUCGAAUUCCGAUGUCUCCUGCACUGCCGAGGGCAAACAACUGAAACGUACUUUACCAGAAGCCCUGAAGACAGACUGCCGCCAGUGUAGUGAGACGCAGAAAGCUCAGGCUGAGAAGGUGAUCAAGUUUCUCAUCCACAAGAAGCCAGACCUGUGGAAGUCGCUGGAGAGCAAGUACGAUCCAGCUGGCACUUACAGGCGAAGGCACGACGCGGAACUGAAGAGGCUCUCUGAUUGA
Schistocerca serialis cubense is the source of this 378-nucleotide messenger RNA. RefSeq names its product ejaculatory bulb-specific protein 3-like. The record is from RefSeq and is a predicted model, not a curated record. The transcript has 2 exons. Lineage: Eukaryota; Metazoa; Arthropoda; Insecta; Orthoptera; Acrididae. The coding region runs from base 1 to 378 and encodes 125 amino acids.